GGGUUGAGAUUUGUAAAGUGCGGGUGAGAUCCGUUCGGAUACCACAGAUUGGUGACAAAUUCAGUAGUAGACAUGGUCAGAAGGGGACUGUUGGAAUGACUUAUACCCAAGAAGACAUGCCAUGGACUGUGGAAGGCAUCACACCUGAUAUCAUUGUCAAUCCACAUGCUAUUCCUUCUCGAAUGACGAUUGGUCAGCUUAUUGAGUGUAUCAUGGGAAGGUUGCUGCUCACAUGGGAAAAAGAAGGAGAUGCUACACCUUUUACAGAUGUUACUGUGACAAUAUCAGCAAAGCUCUACAUAAAUGUGGAUAUCAAAUGCGUGGUUUUGAGACCAUGUAUAAUGGUCACACAGGCAGGCGUCUAACUGCCAUGAUUUUCCUUGGCCCCACAUAUUACCAAAGACUGAAACACAUGGUUGAUGACAAGAUACAUUCACGUGGCCGAGGUCCUGUGCAGAUCCUCACAAGGCAGCCUGCAGAAGGGCGAUCUCGUGAUGGAGGUCUCCGAUUUGGAGAGAUGGAACGAGAUUGCAUGAUAGCCCACGGUGCUGCACACUUCCUAAAGGAGAGAUUAUUUGAUCAAAGUGAUGCAUAUAGAGUCCAUGUUUGUGAACGUUGUGGUUUGAUAGCCAUCGCAAAUCUUAAGAAGAAUUCUUUUGAAUGCAGAGGCUGCAAGAACAAAACUGACGUUGUUCAGGUUUACAUUCCUUAUGCUUGUAAGCUACUUUUCCAAGAGCUAAUGGCUAUGGCCAUAGCCCCAAGAAUGCUGACGAAGGAUAUUAAAUCCUCCAAAGAUCAAAAGAAGAAAGGAGCCUGAGAUGGAUGUUCAGCGAGGCUGCUAGUCUUUGAUUGACACUCUGGCUGACUAUGAUAAUGGGUUUUAUGCUAGAACGGAGAUGAAAUUGGGUUUUGGUAUGAAGACUUGCUCUGCUGGCCAAGGGGGAAAAAAAUAGCAGGACUCAUUUUUGUUGUAUUUUUAUUUCAUCGUCUCCUAGUUAUCUUGGCUGAAGUGGAACUUAACAACGCGAGCAGAGAGCAAUGAGUUUAAGGCUUGUACAGAUUAAUGUAUUGUUUGAUAUGAAGAGAAGGGAAAAGAACUAGGGCAUUGACUAGUUUUUUGAGUGUAUUUUUUGUAGUAUGAACAAAUAUGGAAUUAAGGGAAUAUUUACAAAGGACCUCUUCAUUAUCCGUCAAGCAGUCUGCGGAAAUGAAGCGGAGGGAAACCGUUGAGUAUCUUA
Neltuma alba is the source of this 1238-nucleotide messenger RNA. Its product is annotated as DNA-directed RNA polymerase II subunit RPB2-like. The record is from RefSeq and is a predicted model, not a curated record. The transcript has 3 exons. Bases 233 to 817 code for a protein of 194 amino acids. NCBI's taxonomy places the organism in Eukaryota, Viridiplantae, Streptophyta, Magnoliopsida, Fabales, Fabaceae. Gene Ontology annotation, molecular function: ribonucleoside binding; DNA-directed RNA polymerase activity; DNA binding. Gene Ontology annotation, biological process: DNA-templated transcription.